This is a messenger RNA of Aedes albopictus (Asian tiger mosquito), 512 nucleotides long. RefSeq lists its product as uncharacterized. Bases 126 to 473 code for a protein of 115 amino acids. Lineage: Eukaryota; Metazoa; Arthropoda; Insecta; Diptera; Culicidae. The transcript has 2 exons. The record is from RefSeq and is a predicted model, not a curated record.
GUAGAAAGCCGAAUCAUAUAAAACCAGGAAACAUUUCUCUGUGGAGCAUCAGUUGUUCACCUGUAAGGUUAUCAGAAUCACACCUUUUUCUAGUCUCUCUCAAAGUACACCAAAAAAACAUCAAAAUGAUGAAGAUCGUUUGCUUGUUCGCUGUUGUGGUGGUAGCAUUGGCAGAAGUGCGGCCAGUACCACCAAGUGCCAUUCCAGUACAACAUCCUCGAGCCCUGGUCCAAUCAUUGUCUGGAAACGAAAAUGACCAGCCGGCAGCCCCAGCUAACAUGGACAUGGCAGCACCAGAAGCCUCAGGCGAUAUGGACAAGGCUGAAACGUUCGGCUUCGGUUAUCACAAGCAUAUCCACGUUGCGCCCCAGUUCUAUGGUGGAUACUAUGGUGGAUAUCACGGAUAUGGAGGAUAUCACGGUGGAUACUACCCAUACUAUGGCCAUGGCUAUGGAUAUCCUUACUACUACUAAGGGUAUUUAAUAAAAAAUAAAUUUAAAUUAUUUAUUGAA